Molecule: messenger RNA, 4355 nt
Organism: Alosa sapidissima (American shad)
Lineage: Eukaryota; Metazoa; Chordata; Actinopteri; Clupeiformes; Clupeidae
Gene: taf3
Product: TAF3 RNA polymerase II, TATA box binding protein (TBP)-associated facto
Exons: 7
Coding region: 482-3382 (966 amino acids)
Cellular component (GO): transcription factor TFIID complex
Molecular function (GO): protein heterodimerization activity
Source: RefSeq, a predicted model, not a curated record
GUUGCAUUACAUACUAGAAAAGUGAAACGUAACGUCAGAAUUUCUGCAAAUGGGGAUCAGUAGGCGAUGACUUACAGGACAUGACAAUGGUUUAGCUGUGUACAGCGAACAAUUAUUUUCAACCAAGGCUUUUACAAUGGAACAAAACCAGACAAAACUUUUCUCAGAAUAAUGCACUUCGUCGUGAUGUCAACCCGGUCAGGGCAACUAGCCAAUGACAGCACAACCGAGGCAACUUCACAGCCUGUAUGAGGAAUCCGAUCGACUCACUCGGCGUUCAUUGGAUUGGUCUGGUUAAGGAAGGAAGAUGGCGGGUCCUGCAAAAGCGCCAAACCCCUAUUCUUCUAAUUGAUAAAUACACUAACCCUGUCGCGUAUUUGUUAUAAUUAAUAGCACAAAUAUUCGAGUAUUGACAUCAUGAAGAGAAACAACACCUGUCGGACGUAACGGCUAGUAGGACGGCCGAGAAAAGGCCGGCGAAAUGAGCGAGAACUAUGCCCGCUCUGUGUUGAGGGUGUCGGUAGCUCAGAUUUGCCAAGUGCUGGGCUGGGAUGCUGUACAGCUAAGUGCUUGUGAUCUGCUGUCCGAUGUUCUGGACCGCUAUAUUCAACAGCUGGCCCGAAGCUGCCAUCGCUAUGCCGAGCUGUACGGCCGUACGGACCCGGUACUGUCGGACAUCGGCCAUGCCUUUGGGCUGCUGGGGGUGAACCUGUCGGAGCUGGAGGACUAUGUGAACCACUUGGAGCCUGUGGCCUUCCCCCAGACCACGCACCUGUUCCCCGUCGCCAAGAGCAGCACGCUGCAGUUCCCCUCACCUGGUGAGGAGAGACGGGACCACGUCCCCGACUACCUGCCGCCCCUCGUCUCCCUGCAGGAAGAUGAGGAAGAGGAGCCAGUGCCGGUUGCCAUGGGUACCUCUGCGGAAGCCAUGCAGGUGUCUGUGGAAGAGGACGACGGCGGCGAAGAAGACUACGACGAAGAGGCGGAGAAUGCCGAAAACCGCCCCGCCAAGCGUGAGGCGGACGAGGCCUUCCCCCUGGGCGUCAUGCCGACGGCCAAGCGUCCGCGCCUCGGCCUGAGCAUCAACCCCGACUCCAGCCCCGAGUGGACGUCGGAGCCGCGUGAGCCGCUCACCUUGAUCAACCCGCAGCUGCCGAUGUCGCCGUCCUCUCCACCACUCUCGCCCGCCCCGACCCCCGCCGCGCGGCCGCCCGUUACGCCGGGACGCAAGCCGCCGCGGGCACUCUCGUCGCCGGGCAGGAAGAGCAAGUCGCCGCGGCGUGGGGGCGGAGGCGGCGGGGCGAACGCGAGCCCUGGACGCAGCACGCCCAAGCUGACGCAGAAGGAGAAGAAGAAGAAGAACUCCCCGCGGAGCCCCAGAGGAGGGGCGGCGGCCGCCGCUCACGCGGCCCAGAUGGGCUCACCGCCGCUGGGGCCGAGCCAGCGCGACGGCAGGGGGGGUCCUGGAGGUCGGCCCGGCGGGUUGGCGCUCUCGGACCUCCACCUGCAGCGGUCGUCCAUGCCGGACACGGGGGACGCGGACAUCGAGGAUUCCAUCUCGGCGGUGAUCGCGCGGGCGUGCGCUGGCGGCGGAGGGGGUUCCGGUAGCCACCACCGCCCCCACGACCCCUACGACCUCCCGUCGGACUCGGACAGCGACUCGGACCCGGGGCUGUCCCUCUCGCACACCUUGCUGGGCAAGCACGGUGCCAUCGGCGGCAAGAACCUCCACACGCCGACCGGGUCCAAACACGCCGGUCGCGCCGCCCUCACGUCCACCCCGCUGCUGCCCCCCGGCGCCAGCAGCCUUGACCGCUCCAUCGACGAGGUCGUGCGCCAGGCUGGCAAGCGCGGCACCGGCGCCGGCGGCAUCUCCAUGGCGACGCCCUCCGACCCCUCUGACCUGUCCUCGCCGCCACUCUCGCCCCCAACCCCGCAGCCCCUGCUGACCUCCCUGACCGGCGCAUUGCCGUGGCAACGGCCGCUGGCCCUGGACGAGUUCCCGGGCGGCGUGGGCGCCGCGUCGGCCAUGCCCGAGGGCAAGAAGAAGAAGCCCAAGAAAGAGGCCAAGCUGAAGGUCAAGAAGCUGGGCAAGGACAAAGGCAAGGUCAAAGACAAGGACAAAGGUCACGACAAGAUCAAGAGCAAGGACAAGAAGAAGGACAAGAAGAGCAAGGACAAGGAGGGCAAGCUGACCUGGAAGGACGACGCGGACGCCCGCGACGACUCCUUCAGCAUCGCCGCGGCGACGGCGGCCGCUGCGGCCGCGGCGGCCGCCCUCUCGGUGGCCGAGGAGCGGCGCGAGAAGGACAAGCACAAGGACAAGAAGAAGGAGAAGGACAAGGCCCGCAAGGACAAGGCCAAGAAGGAGAAGGCCAAGGAGCGCGCCAAGGAGGCCAAGAAGAAGAAGAAGAUGUCUGCCGAGGAGCGCGAGCACGAGGCCUCGAUGGCGCUGUUCGGACCGGCCGCCUGCCUCCUCAUCCCCUCCAUCCCCCACCUGGCCGCGAUGCCCGCCGCCGCCACCGCGGCGACCGCCUCCGUCGCCAUGGAGAAAGGACCCGGCGGGGCCGACAAGGGCCUCAAGAGCAAGGAGAAGGAGAAGAAGAAAGACAAGAAGGAGAAGAAGAAGAAGAAGGAGAAGGAGAGAGAGAAGGAGAGGGAGAAGGAGAGAGAGAAGGAGCGGGGGAAAGAGAAGGAGCUGGAGAAGGAGGAGAAGAAGAAAGGGAAAGAGAAGGAGAAGGGUGGAAAGGCCAAGGAGAAGGCCAAGGAGACGGGCAAACUAGAGAAGGUGAAGGCGGCUGAUCCUCCACUUUUCCUCUCCUCACCGGUCAUCCCGAGGCUAACGCUCAGAGUUGGAUCUGGACAAGACAAGAUUGUCAUCAGUAAGGUGGUUCCAGACUCCGAGGCGGGUGCCCCCACUCCUCCCGCCCCCCUCCCUCCCCCGGUGAAGACCCCCACCGCCCGCUCCGGUCCCGGCAGUCGAGGCCGUGCCCCCCCCACGCCCGUGGCUGUGGCCCCCCCGCCGCCUCUGCCACCGGCCCCUGCGCCCGCACCCCUGACUCUGCCCACACACACACACACACACCCCACGCCCCCGCCAGCCCUGGGGGCGUCCAAGAGCGGCUGCAGCGUGGUCACCGAGACCGUCAGUGCCUACGUGGUUCGUGAUGAGUGGGGAAAUAAGAUCUGGAUCUGUCCUGGCUGCAACAAACCGGACGAUGGAAGUCCGAUGAUUGGCUGUGACCAGUGCGAUGACUGGUACCACUGGCCGUGCGUGGGCAUUCUGACUCCGCCCCCUGAGGACCAGCAGUGGUUCUGUGUGAAGUGUGCCGGCAAGAAGACCGACAAGAAGCAGAAGAAGAGAAGACGCAAAGCCAACUGACACACACACACACACACACACACUUUAUCACUGCAGAUACGUACAUCCACACCUGUACAACACCUGUGCUGAUACACACACAUCUCAAGUACGCAUACACCAAACAUCUUAUAAUCACACACACACACACACACACACACACACACACCAUACGUACAUGGAUUAAAGCUACAUGCCUAUACACCAGAUGCAAACUCAUGUAAAUAUGCAUGCACAGACAUCAUACACAUGUUUGUAUUUUAGAAUUCACACAUAAACAUAUGUUCUCACACGCUCACAAACAUCAUCUGUUUUGUACAAACAACUCAUUUUCAUUUCUAUUCUACACACACACACACACACACACACUUUUUAUCUUUUCCAAUCAGAUUUUAUUUGAAUAUUGUUAUAAUACAACUCAAUCUUUGUGUGUGUUCACACACACACACACACACACAGAGAGACACACACACAUUCAGAGGCCUUUGACAUUCCUCUAAUUUGCUGGAAAAAAUGUUUUGUCAUUCAUUCCUGUAUCCCACCAUCGAUCUUGUGUGUCUUUGUGUGUGUAUGUGUGUGUGUGUGUGUGUGUGUGUGUGCGCGUGUGUGUGUGCGUGCGUGAGUGUGAAUGUGAGAGCAAAUGUCCUGUGCCUGUUUUAGUAGUUGUUGUUGUUGUUGUUGUGCAGAAAACCCAUGGAAACAAACAAAGAAAAGAAAACAAAAAAACAAUCUGAUUUUAACCUUAGUCACCUUCAUUAGUUUCAUUUUUUUUUUUUUAUUCGGGAUGUUUUUAAGAGGAAUCUUGUAAUGUCUUACUUUCACUCUGUAUUGACUGCCACUGUUAAAUUGUGUGUGUGUGUGUGUGUUGGUGUGUGUCUGGAUAAUCCUUUUCUCCGUUUACAGAUAUGUUGUUAAAGUGGACCACUUUCUCUUGGUGGCCCCCCUCAAUUGAUUCAUCUCAUUUGGAGAGUAAAGAUGUUUUUUUUACCCAAAA